Molecule: messenger RNA, 3851 nt
Organism: Sardina pilchardus (European sardine)
Lineage: Eukaryota; Metazoa; Chordata; Actinopteri; Clupeiformes; Clupeidae
Product: sodium-coupled neutral amino acid transporter 3-like
Exons: 17
Coding region: 321-2075 (584 amino acids)
Biological process (GO): serine transport; L-glutamine transport; glycine transport
Cellular component (GO): plasma membrane
Molecular function (GO): glycine transmembrane transporter activity; L-glutamine transmembrane transporter activity
Source: RefSeq, a predicted model, not a curated record
AGGACAUGGGCACAGGUUUUUGUUUUAAAAAAAACCUAGAGAUAUAACCAACUUUCUUUCUUCUUCCUGGUUUGGAAUUUACACGUUUUAAGAGGGGGCUUUCCACCAACAACUCCUUACUCACUCAAGGCUGAAUGUCAACACUACGCUAACUCUGAAUGAAAUACCCUUUUUUCGGCUGAGAGAAACCAUCGGAGGAGAGGAAUCCCUUGUCUCAUUUCUGUGAGUCACAAGCUGCCACCUAGAGCUCUGACGGUCCAUUAUCUACACGUCCAAACAAGAAGUAGCAAGCUAGUCGUGUUUACUUCUGUUGGGUCGCCAUGGAGCUUCAGAAGAUGACUAACGGACACCACUGCAGUGACCUGAGCCCUGAGAAGAUCAUUCUGGAGGACGGGUUUGAAGGAAUGGAAGAACGUGAGGAGUUCAUACCUCAUGGAACAGAGGGUGGAAAGAAGGUGGUUCAGUUCACAGAUUUUGAGGGGAAGACGACUUUUGGGAUGUCUGUGUUUAACCUCAGCAAUGCCAUCAUGGGCAGUGGGAUCCUGGGUCUGGCUUAUGCCAUGGCCAACACGGGGAUUGUCCUUUUCAUAAUCCUGUUGACAUGUAUUGCUGCUUUAUCCGCAUACUCAAUUCAUCUGCUUCUGAGAAGUGCUGGUGUAGUUGGAAUACGGGCGUAUGAACAGUUGGGGAACCGGGCCUUUGGAACCCCGGGAAAAGUGGUGGCAGCUUUAAUCAUAACAAUGCAUAACAUCGGAGCCAUGUCCAGCUACUUGUUUAUUGUGAAGUCGGAGCUACCUCUGGUCAUUCAAGCAUUUGUAGGAAUAGAAAACAACACUGGAGAGUGGUACAUUAAUGGAAACUACCUCAUCAUCAUUGUCAGCAUUGUGAUCAUUCUCCCUCUCGCUCUCAUGAAACAGAUUGGUUACCUGGGAUACACCAGUGGAUUUUCUUUGUCCUGCAUGGUGUUUUUCCUCAUUUCUGUGAUCUACAAGAAGUUUGCCUCUGAAUGUGGAUUAUCGGAGAUGGACAGUCACAGUCACGUCACAGGGGCUUAUCCGAAUAUUACAGAUAUUGCAACACACAUGGUCCCCACAGCAGGGCUAAUGUUGACAACAGAAGGCCCUACAGAAUUGACGACAGUCACUGACAGCUUGACAACUUUGCUGCAUACUGAGGGGCAGGACUACAUAGAAAAUGCCACAGACUUCCUGUCCGACUUGAUGAAUGCUACAUUUGCAAUGACUACAGCUGAUGGACACACGGAAGCGACCCUUGGCCUCACCACCCCUAGCCUCACAACAUUGGGCGAUCUUGUGACAACAACUAUAGCGGACGGUGAACUUCCUUCGCGCCUGGUCUCCGAGGAGGCGCACCCUGUGGCAGAGGACCACUGUCUGGCUAAAAUGUUCACCAUCAACCUUCAGACAGCCUACGCCAUCCCUAUCGUGGCUUUUGCUUUUGUGUGCCAUCCGGAGGUCCUCCCCAUCUACACAGAGCUGCGCAAUCCAACCAAGAAACGCAUGCAGGGUGUUGCCAACAUUUCAAUAACAGCCAUGUUUGUCAUGUACCUGCUCACCGCUCUCUUUGGUUACCUCACCUUUUACGACAAAGUGGAAUCUGAGCUUCUGCACGUCUACAGUAAGACUGACUCCUUGAUCCUCUGUGUACGCUUGGCUGUGCUGAUGGCUGUUACUCUCACUGUCCCGGUCGUCCUUUUCCCAAUCCGCAGAGCCCUGCAGCAGCUGUUGUUUCCUGACAAGCCUUUCCAGUGGGCCCGCCACAUCAUCAUAGCCUUGUGUGUGCUAGUUAUUGUCAACAUCCUGGUCAUCUUCGUGCCCAACAUCCGAGACAUCUUUGGUUUCAUCGGAGCCACUUCCGCUCCCAGUCUCAUCUUUAUCCUACCUGGAAUAUUCUAUCUGCGCAUCAUUCCCGAGGAACAGGAGCCGAUGAAAUCCAAAUCAAAGAUGGGGGCGGCUGCUUUUGCUGCUCUUGGGUUCAUCUUCAUGAUCAUGAGCAUAUCCUUCAUCAUCCUCGACUGGGUGACAGGAGAGAAACACAGUGGGGGAGGGCACUAACCACGCAGCCAGCAGCAACACCUGUCAAUCAGGAACACUCCUACAUACCACCCCCACACCCCCACCUCCGUCCAAUCACCCUCAGGACUCCUUGAGCGAGUCAGACAGGAGGCGGAGCACAACAGCCAUGGCAACGAUUGGACCAAGUAACAAAUGACAAUAACAGGCUUCGCCGAUACCUGCAAAAAGCUGUCAAACUAACCUAGCUAAAUUCUCCGGUGGUAUAUUUUUCAUACAAUACCAAAAACUGUGAAGAUAAGUGUGUGUGGUAAAGUGUGUGUGGUGGGGGCAGGUACAAUCUCCAAGGCAACAUACCUGCAGUAUUAAACCCCUGACUUGCUAUGUAGGAUGUGGAGUUCUCAAAUGAACACAGCAAUGCAACAACCAAAAAGUUUUCACACACUACACAGAUUUUGUCACAAUGGAUUGUUUUAUGUGUCUAAUGUAUAUAAAGAACUUGAGUGGUGGACAUCCAGAGUAAGCAUGGGAAGCUAAAGGGAUCAUUUGUCGAUGAGCAACCCUGCAAAAAUAUUUAUUAAUGUAGGAAGAGGUCUCCUUCAUUGCCAAAAACAGACAGUAGGCUUCACCUCAGAGUGGUUUCUUCUUUCCUAUAUGCGCCCCCUCCUCAAAUAGUUCCUUCACAUAGGGAAUGUGAAGAGAAGAGAGACUGUCAUCAGAAGGAACAAUAACAACAACAAAAAAAUCCCAGACUCAUCAUGACAAUUCAAGUGAAUUAAAACUGUGCUGGCCGGGUCAAAUCAGUAGACCAAUUUGAAAUGCUGUAUUUAAGAGACUUUUCUUGCCAUUCAUCCUUUUGGGAAGUAUUCAUAUUUUUAACUAAUUUGUCAAAUUAUUCAGGUUAACAAAAUAAUUUAUGUCCUCUGAGUUGUAAGGUUAACUAAUGAGCUGACAGCUUAACUAAAGAGCUGACUGUAAUAUGUAUUAAACUGAAGCUUUCCCAUGGGUAUAAAAGUUGUAUCUAUUGGCCCCUUGAUAGCCCCGUCACUCUUUUUUGUAUAUCAGAAAAUGAUGCUGAAUCAUUUUUAAUCAUUUCAUCCUUGUGUUGUACAUACUGUAUAUGGCCCAAUAGUACCUUAGAUAUUUGUUAAUUUUGUUAAUAAUAACUAGAAUGUUUUUAUUAAAUCCAUCCAUUCCAGAAGUAGAGCAAGAGCCUACACUUAACACAUGUCAUGACAGACACUUGGCAGUGGUGACGACAUCGUAAACUUUACAGUUUAUUGUCUGUGUUGCUAUACCACUGUAAACCACAGGGAGGAGCCAUUUGUAUCUUGUCUAUUUUUCUGCCAGUAUUUCUUUUGUAUGACCAGGUGGGACAAUAAUGAAUAUUUGUCGAGUUCUUUUGUUAAAGUGUGUUAAUUUAACAUUGUUGUUGUCAUUUAUUUUUUUGAAAAUUACAAAUAGCUUAAUCUAAUCCCAUCUAAUUUGAAUGCAAUUUUUCAUUUGGAUUUUUUGACAUUUAUUUUUUUAAUAUGUGAAUUGUUAAAAGAACGAUAAUGUAUAACGAUCCUGAUGUACAGCGAUUAAAUCUGGAUUAGGCAGACCAAGUGCAGCAGAAUGUAUUAGUGCAGCUCAGCCGAACCCUUUGUCACACUCUUUCCCUACCUUAGGCCUACCUGAUUCCUGCCCUGCAAAACCUCCAUAACGAAAGCUAUGUUCACAAUCAUCUAAAGGGCUUUAUCUUGAAAAUCAGUCUAUUUGUGUCAAUGUGUUUUUUGUCAAUUUUUUGUUCAAUAAAGACAAAAAGUUUUGAACAUG